Racocetra fulgida is the source of this 1391-nucleotide messenger RNA. The record is from the annotation of a GenBank genome assembly. NCBI's taxonomy places the organism in Eukaryota, Fungi, Glomeromycota, Glomeromycetes, Diversisporales, Gigasporaceae.
AUGAUGCAUAUCAUAAAAAUUAUAAAGAAAUGCUUAGUAUGGUAGAGACUUUAAAUGAACGUCUAAAUUUAGCGGUUAAACAAGGCCCCGAUAAAGCAAUUGAAAAGCAUCUUAAACGUGGUCAAUUAUUAGUUCGUGACAGAAUCGACCUUUUAUUAGAUGAAGAUUCACCAUUUUUAGAAUUAUGUCCUUUAGCAGGAUGGGGUCAAGAUGAUAUGACAUUAGGCGGUUCAAGUGUUGCAGGUAUCGGCCUUGUUUGUGGCAUAGAAUGUUUAAUAACCGGCAACGUUCCGACAUUAUUUGGAGGUUCAUCUAACAAAGUCAGUGUCGCUAAGGGCGCUAGAAUUAAUGCUAUAGCUUGGCAAAAUAGAUUACCUUUAAUUCAAUUAAUUCAAACUGGAGGUAGUAAAUUGGAACAGCAAUUUAAAGUUUUUCAUCCGGGUGGUGCUCAUUUUCGAAGUUUGGCCGAGCGAACAAAAGCCGGCCUUCCUACUUGUAGUAUAGUAUUUGGUAAUUCAACAGCCGGUGGUGCAUAUACACCUGCUUUAACUGAUUAUAUUAUUAUGGUGAAAAAUCAAGCUCAGGUGUUUCUUGGUGGUCCACCACUUGUUCAAUUGGCUACCGGUGAAAUUGUUGAUGCUGAAAGCCUCGGUGGUGCAGAUAUGCAUAGUAGAAAAUCUGGUGUUUCUGAUCAGCUUGCAUUGGAUGAACAUGACGCUAUUUAUAAAGCUCGGGAAUUCAUUUCUAGACUUAAUUGGGAAAAAAGAGGAAAAAUUCCUCGAAGUCAUCUUGCUCCAAAGAUAGAUGAACCUUUGUAUGACAUUGAUGAACUUCUUGGAAUUGUGUCUGCAAAUAUUAGAGUGCCCUUUGAUGCUAAUGAAGCUAUCAUUCGUAUAGUGGAUGGAUCAAGGUUUACGGCAUUUAAACCUCUUUAUGGGCCAAAUUUAAUCACUGGCUGGGCCGUUAUUCACGGUAAGAAAUAUGAGGAAGAAGGGAUAAUAAAGGCUGGAGCACAUUUUGUAAAUGCCGUUAGCAACAGUCAAGUACCCGUUAUUACUAUUAUGAUGGGUGCUUCUUAUGGUGCUGGAAAUUAUGCUAUCAAAUGUUCAGUAAUGGGUCCAGAGCAAUUAGCAGGAGUUCUGGAUUUAAUUACUCGUGAAGCCGCUGCUAGUGCGGGCAAAAAAAUUGAUGAAGUAGCAGCUGCAAGAAAUAGAGCCUUGUUAUCAAGUAAAGUUGAAAAAGAAUCUGAUGUAUAUUGGACAACAUCAAGAUUAUUAGAUGAUGGAGUAAUUGACCCAAGAAUGACUAGAGUUAUUUUGGGAUUCUGUUUAAGUGUUGUUUAUAAUGAGAAAGUUGAAGGUGGUAGCUUAGGUGGUGUUAGUAGAAUGUAG